GGACGCUCGGCGCACAACAUCACCUCUUGCUGACAACGCCCACCACUGCCAACACAGACCGACACAGCCAGACACUACCCCCAGUCACUCAUGGCCCCCGCAGAGAAAGACAAGACCGCCAAUGGCGAGCCCAAGCCGCGACGCCGCCCCGGUCGUGUCCCCGUCUCGUGUGCCGAGUGCCGCCGCUUGAAGCUGAGGUGUGACCGGAAGGUUCCGUGCGAGACGUGCGUGAAAAGGGGAUGCUCUGCAAUAUGUCCAGAAGGCUCGUUGACAACAGGAAAGGGCAACCGCCUGGCGCUGGCGGACGCGGAAGAGCUGCACAAGAAAAUCGAGCGCCUGCGGGACCGCUGCGGGAAACUGGAGUAUGCACUCCGGACACUGCAAGCUGCCGUCUCGGAUGAGCCACAUCCCCUGCUCCGGGAGGAGUCCAGCAUGGACGUCCCCCCGUCGGUGGGAUCGAGUGGCUCGUCCCCUGGAGGGCCCCUGCUUACUCAGGAGGACGAAGAGAUCCUCGACGCGUUUGGAACGCUCACCUUGGGUAUACGAGGAGAAGCGAGAUUCUUCGGUCAAACAUCACGGUCGGAGUAUCUCAUUCACGCACCGACACGGACCACCCCACCGGCCGACUCCUUCCCCCGCCUCUCAGCCUUGCUCGUCGCCGAGGCACAACUUGAGCUCGACACGCCAUGCCGCAAUACCGAGAUACGGCACGAGAUCUACGCGUUGAUGCCCUCGCUCUCACAGGCAUGCCGGCUCUGCGAGAUUUUCAUGGAGUACGGGCAGUACAUAUGGUUUCCGAUGCCUCGAGCAGAGCUGUUCGAUGACAUCCUGGGGAGUGUGUACAAGACUCAACCCGAUUCCGCGUGUAACAUUGCGUCCACACACGCGUUCUCGGUCCUCUACAUGGUCUUCGCCCUUGCUACGCUCUUCGACCCGAACGUCGCGCCCUACUCCGUCGAGGCGCACGAGUACUACGUUCUCUCGCGCAUUUGUCUCCGGUGCGCGCCGCCCAUUCACGAUACAACCCUCCACGCGAUCCAGAGCCUGUUAUACCAGGCACAGUAUCUGGAGAUGAGCGACUGCGAGCCGGCGCAUACAGGCUCGCACAAGGCGUGGCUGACGAUCGGACUUGCUAUGAAGCUGGGACACGGUAUCGGUUUGCACGUCAACAGCACCAGGUGGAAACUCGACUAUGAUGCUGGCCAGAGAAGAGCACGGGUGUUCUGGCAGCUGUUCUUCCAGGAUACUUGGCAAAGCUUUGGUUUUGGGCGGCCGCCCAGCAUGUGUCUCUCGUUCGUCGACUGUCCCUUUGCUAAAGACCCAGAGGAGCGGAUAAACGCGCAAGGCCAGAAGGAGGGCGGAUACCACGCGUGGACGUGGCAGUAUACGAAGCUUCUGAGCAAGAUCAUCUUCUCCGUGUUUGGCGCGAAGACCCCGCAGUACUCGGCCAUCCUCGAGUACGACCGUAUGGUCCGCGACUUUCCCGUGCCCGUCAACCUGCGCCCGAAUUGUGGCCAGAACUGCGGAGAGCCCAUUGACCUCCCUGUACCACAGUUCAUGCAGCGCUUCUGGACCUUGACGCAGAAAGAGGCUACGUUGUUGAGUUUGCACAGACCGUGGUUUGCGCAGGCUCUGCACGAGCAGCCGGGAGACCUCCUUCGACACCGUUAUGGUCCCUCGGUUAUGGCCAUCUACCGGUCUGCAUGGCGAAUCAUCGAAAGUGCCAGGGAGGCGCACAAGCGUGCUGGAGUCGUUGCUUCGAGAAUCGGCGCUGUGUGGUCCCAGUGUCUUGCUGCCGGGAUCGUGAUGUGCCUGUUAGUCACGCGCGCCCCGACAUCGGCGCUGGCGGCGUCUUCGCUGCAGGAACUCGAUGUCCUCCUCGAAGUAUUUGAGCAGGCUGCCGUCACGAGCCAGAUCGCUUCCAACAAUCUCGAGGUCGUCCGGAAGCUCCGCGGGCAGGGAUAUGAGGUGCUGCACAAGCCCCGUACGCCCGGAGAAUCCACUGCGAACGCGAUCAUCGACAGGGAACUCGAUCGCCUCGGCGGCAAGACGCAUCUUAUCUCGUCCAUGCACGAGCCUCCACUGGCGUGUACCCCCGCAAAGCGGAGCAACGAAUCCGGCUCCAAUUCUUCCUCGUCGCCCGCGAGCGGCAGCUCAGGCGCAGUCUCCUCGGACAUGAUCCAUCCGACGAUCAUGCAGGACCUGCGCGUCUUCGAGGGCAUCGACGUCGCGAGCCUGAGCACCAGCGGCGCAUCGUCGGCGCUGGACGUGGGCCAGUAUAACUUUGCGGACGUGUUCAAUGGCAUGCAGCCGCAGCAGGGCCAGGCUAUGCCGCUGCACCAGCAGCAGCAGAUACACCCGCAACAGAUGCAGCAACCACCCGUACCUGGUCCGGAUAUCUUUGACGAGCUGUUUGGCGCACAGGCGUUCCCGCCGGAGCCAGAGCCUCCUGUGGGCCCGCCUGUGCUGGACGCCACUUGGCAGUCGUUUAUCGAGCAGUUGGGCUUUUGAAGCAUAGAUUCGUGUACAUUAGUAGUCGCAUGUAUUGUAACGGAUCCGUACUAAUACAGGGUGAUACUCUCCUA
This is a messenger RNA of Rhodofomes roseus, 2585 nucleotides long. RefSeq names its product fungal-specific transcription factor domain-containing protein. Lineage: Eukaryota; Fungi; Basidiomycota; Agaricomycetes; Polyporales; Fomitopsidaceae. Gene Ontology annotation, biological process: DNA-templated transcription; regulation of DNA-templated transcription. Gene Ontology annotation, molecular function: zinc ion binding; DNA-binding transcription factor activity, RNA polymerase II-specific; DNA binding. The record is from RefSeq and is a predicted model, not a curated record. The transcript is spliced from 18 exons. Bases 91 to 2511 code for a protein of 806 amino acids.